ACAUAUUUUAAUUUUGAAAAUGAGUAGACUAUUCCUUUAAGUUGCCACUCAGUUUUAGUUUAAUGCCUUGCAGAAAAUUAUCGUCUUCUUUAAAUAAACAUAAAAUAUCAAAUGAAAGAACAGACCAUCCACUUUCAAACAAAAACAAACAAAAAAACGUUUCAUCCUACCUUCAUUGUUCUCUUAUCACCUCUCAAAUUUUUUAGCUAAAAGCGGAGAUAAUUCCAUAUUUGUGAAGAACUUUAGUAAGAGAUCAGAUUCAAAGCCAUCAAAACUUACACGCUGUGUUUUCAGUGUUGAGUGAAUGCGUCAGUGUUUAAGUUGGGUAAGAUCGCCACCCAGUGGAUAAAAGCGGACGUAUGAACUUGACUUAUAAACUCCUCAGACAACGUUUUCUCUUUAUCGACGAGAUGACUCAACAAUAUUUAUUGACAUUUAUCUGGAUAUCGCCAUUAAUUGUGCAAUUGUACACAAAUUAAAAAUAUGAUUAUAGACUGUGGUGUUUAUUUUCAUAAAUCAGUAGGCAGCAACAGUGGCGCAGUGAUACUAAUGUAAUGUGGUCUGAACCGUGAGGUUACCGGUGUAUUUUAUCACGGCUUAUGGUGCGUUCCAGGUAGGUUUUUAAACCCGUGAGUUACGACUUCAAAACCACGACUCACGACCUUAUGCGUUCCAGGCAGCCCGUAACUCGUGUUUUUACAACCUUCUACCGGUGAAAGUGCACUGGAACGGCAGUCAAACCCGUGACUUCCCACCCGUGAACUCGUACUAGAUCGAUGUACUCCCAGUUCAGAGUCGUGAGGCGUGGUUUUGAACUCGUGAGUUACGGGUUACGGGUUGCCUGGAACGCAGCAUUAGAACACGUUUCAACCAAUCAGAAUGAAGAACUGCCCGUUUUAUAAUGCAUGUUUGAGCUGCUUUAAUUUUAAAACACCUUGCACUGACAUAUUUUAACAUAUAUAAGUAUUGUUUUGUCUCAGAAUGCACACCAGUAUAGUUUUUUUUGUAAGGUUUGUUUGUGAAACCCUGUUCCCUGUCUUGGAAGCCCCCCCUUAAUGUCAUGCUCGGGUAACAGUUACCUUCAUGGUUUAAGAGACGUACUUCAAGUUUCACUUUCAGUUUUGCAAAUGAUGAGACAGACCUGUAUUUGCAUGACAUGGCAGCAUAACGGUGAUGCAGCAGUAGUUGUGAGAGGUUACUGAGACACAACAACCAGUGCUCACGAUACAUUUCAUCUUUUUUACUUUUGGACAUGUCAAAAGAAGUUAGCGGGAAGAACAUUCAGCUCAGUGAGGAGCAGCUGCAACAGAUAGAGCAGAACAGGCGUGCUGCUCUGAAAAGACUGGCCAACCGAAACGUACCUGUGCCUGUUGGUGAAAGCUGGCGGAGACAAAUUGGGACAGAGUUUACAAAACCUUAUUUUACAAAGCUUAUGUCAUUUGUUACAAUGGAGAGGAAAUGCUAUACAGUCUAUCCCAGCCCUGAGCAAGUGUUUAGUUGGACAACUCUGUGUGCAAUUGAAGAUGUGAAAGUUGUUAUUCUCGGACAAGACCCCUAUCACCACGCAGGUCAGGCCCAUGGUUUAGCCUUCAGUGUGCUGAAGCAUAAACCUCCUCCUCCAAGUUUGGAAAACAUAUUUAUGGAGCUGGCAAAAGACAUUGCUGGCUUCCAGCCCCCAGGUCAUGGAGACCUCACAGAAUGGGCAAAACAGGGUGUUCUUCUACUAAAUUCGGUGUUGACAGUGAGGGCUCAUCAGCCCACCUCUCAUGAGGGUCAAGGCUGGGAACUCUUUACAGAUGCUGUGGUCCUGUGGCUCAGCAGCAAUCUUAAUGGUCUGGUGUUUCUGCUAUGGGGCUCAUAUGCUCAGAGGAAAGGCAAAGUAAUUGACAGAAAGCGUCAUCACGUCCUUGAGACUUCCCAUCCUUCACCGUACUCUGCCCAUUUGGGAUUCUUUGGAUGUAGACACUUCUCCAAAGCAAAUACGUUACUUAAAGCAUCAGGGAAGAAACCAGUUGAUUGGAAAGCCCUUUAGGGUGUGACACACCACCGA
This is a messenger RNA of Paramisgurnus dabryanus, 2050 nucleotides long. Lineage: Eukaryota; Metazoa; Chordata; Actinopteri; Cypriniformes; Cobitidae. The record is from RefSeq and is a predicted model, not a curated record.